This is a messenger RNA of Plasmodium coatneyi, 1377 nucleotides long. RefSeq lists its product as uncharacterized. Bases 1 to 1377 code for a protein of 458 amino acids. NCBI's taxonomy places the organism in Eukaryota, Apicomplexa, Aconoidasida, Haemosporida, Plasmodiidae. The record is from RefSeq and is a predicted model, not a curated record. The transcript has a single exon.
AUGAAUUUAUUCUCCUUUCCUGCCUUUAAUCUUUCAUUACACAUUUUUAUGAACGCGCUAAAUUGUUGCAAAGUGCAUUCUGUACCUAGCAAACUCUCCCCAAGCAACAACAUAUUAAUUACGAACUUACAGGUAAAUAAACAUUUCAGUCCCGAAUGGAGGAUCCCUCAAGUUGAAAGAUGUUUGGUAGGAUUUCGCCUCCACAAGGGAAUUAGAAGGAAGGGAAAAUGUUUCCAUUACGUGGGAAUACAUGCCAUAGGGGGGGAAUCCCAAUUUGGUAGAAAACUCAACCCAGUGGUACCUUCAAAAAGGAGAACAUUUUCCAAUGUGCGGAAUUUACAGAUUAGGGGGGAGAAGGACAUGCAAAAUGGUGAUGGGGUGCGUACCGACACUGACAUAGGAAGUGGUAAGAAUGACCUCCACAGAACCGAUGGGACGAAAGAAAAGUUGAAUGAUGAUCAGGAGAAAUGCCUGAUAACCCCAGAAUUGAUAAAAAAUAUAAAAGAAAACGAAAAUGGAGACGAUGUGGGUACCCCGUCCAGUGAGACAGAAAAAGGAAAUUUUAAUUUUUUGGAACAUUUCACAACGGAAGGUGAAAACUCUUUAGUUAGUAAUUUAAAACCAGAAGAAAGCAAAGAACUUAUAGAUAGCGAUCAUUUUAAAAAGAUGAUGGACGAUUUGAACAUAAAAGAGGAAGAAAUUAUGAAGCAGCUUACAAGAAGCGAAAAAAAUGUUUCCAGUUUGAUUAAUAAAAAUUUAUCCCUAGAGCAGAUUGAAAAAAAUGCAAAAAAUGAAGAGGCACAAAAUGAAGAACUCUUUGAUACCUACAUGAACAGCAACAGCUCCAAAGUUGGGAACUUUAUUAACUUUAAAAAAAUUGGGAAAAAAUAUAAAGACGUUAUUUCGCAUGUUAUAGCCAUUUUUUUGAGUAAAGGAAAAAAAUUUACAGAAAUGAUCAAACUGAUAGAAGAAGACAAAAGCGAAAUAAAUAUGUGUAUCUCCCUUUUGGAAGAAGAUGUUCUUUUCAACAAUUUAAGUAAAGAUGUCUUAAUGGAAAUUGUUAAGAAGUCCGUUUUAUUUGGACACUUGAAUGAGAAAUUUUCAAACGACGCAGAGAAUUUCGAAUGGAGUAAACAAAUCGAAAGGUGCAUUAUGCAGUCAGUGUGUAAUCAUAAUUUUAAAAUAAAACUUAUUACGUAUUCGCAUAAUAGCAUAAGUGUGACUGUGGUAAGCAUGAAAAGUGUGCAUAUAGAUUCGGACGAGCAUGACGAGUAUGACGAGAUUGAGGGUUCCAUAAAGAAUGCCCUGGAGGAGUAUGAACGGGUUAAUGGCCUAGACAUCCUUUCUUCCUUUAACAUCCUCGUGCACUUUAGUUGA